AUGUUUGGACCAUGGAACAAUAUCGAUCCAUAUGUUAUAGCUUUAUUCUGGUUUUUAGGUAUAUGGCCUUGUGUGUAUAUGUCAGUACUGUUAGUUGAUGGUCAAAACCAACGAUUGAACGGAACUUUAGCUUCACUCUUAGCUAUGGCAUUAGGUGGUUUUAUUUUUUUGCCAUACGUCGCUUUACGUCGAAGUAAAGAUGCAAAACAAUUUCGAUUAAAUUUAUUUGUUCGUAUAUUUGAAUCAAAAUUAGUUACUAUUCUUUUAAUGAUUGCUGCUAUUGGCUUCGCAUUGUUUGCGUUAAAAUUUGGUGAUAUCCAUGCAUUUCUUCAUGAAUUCCGAACGCAUAAUUUUAUUCAUAUAAUGACGAUCGAUUUCUUUGUUGUUUCAUUUUUAUUUCCUGCCCUAGUGGAAGAUGAUUUAAAGCGAAGAAAAAUCACUAAUAAUUAUUAUUCUCGAAUUUGCUUUCUUCCAUUAAUUGGGCCAUUGAUUUAUUUAUAUCAACGCCCACCAUUGGAACAAAAAAAGCAAUAA
Messenger RNA from Rotaria socialis, 534 nucleotides. The record is from the annotation of a GenBank genome assembly. NCBI's taxonomy places the organism in Eukaryota, Metazoa, Rotifera, Eurotatoria, Philodinida, Philodinidae.